GCAGGUUUGUUUUCCACUCCAACCAAAGGAAAUCCGCGGCUUGCUUGUGCAAAGAGAGAGGGAGGAAAGUUGUGUUCGCAUUCUCCCGGAUUUCCACCUGACUGCUCGGGAAGCGGGAUACUGUGGCACAAUGUUGAGUUUGGGGAGCGGAGGAGCGAAGUCUUCUAAACCGUCGUUUGUGUCUUAUGUUACACCCGAGGAAAUAAAAUUGGAGAAAUACUUGCCAAAGAAGGAGAAGCAUCCUGAUUUGCUUCCAGGUGAAGUGGUGUUCUGUAGCGCCAACCCUAUUCUCAAAUACACUCAAGAUGACCUCUCCCAGCGUGGCGUCUUUGGCACGUUGUUUUGCACCAAUUUUCGUGUUACGUUCUUAAGUGAUGAACUGACACAGGAAGAGACGUCCAAGACCUUUCAGAACAAACUCUAUGGAGAAAAUGACAUUCCAUUAACGUGUGUGGAUCACAUCUAUGGUGUUUAUGAUGAAAAAAGGAAACUGAUAACGGGAAGCUUUGUGAAGAACAAAUACCCAUCCAAAAUAAUAAUUCACUGUAAAGAUCUACGCGUCUUUCAGUUCUGCCUAACAUUCACCAAGGAGGAAGAUACCAAAAAGAUCUUUCAGGGUAUUGCUCACCAUUGUUUGGAGGAGAAAUCUCUAAAGUGCAUCUUUGCUUUUUCCUAUGCUGGGACACCAACCCAAGAAAUGCAAAGGAAACGGGAGACAAUUAUGUUUGAGUCACCAGAGGACUGGACACAGGAAAUGAAACGGACCAAAUCGAAAUGCAGAUUAGUGACAGAAAAUGAGAACUUUGAGCUCUCUCAAAGGUUACCGAAGUACUUUGUCAUCCCAUUAGCACUAGAGGAUGUAUUCAGCUAUCAAGGAAAGGGAUUGCCAAUCUGGUGUUGGUCUCAUCACAGCGGUUGUGCUCUCUUCAAAGGAUCUUUCCCACCUAUGACGCAGGAAGAAGGGGAUUUCCAAAAGCACUUGGACACAAUGAUAAAUGCAGUCGCACAUAAUUACCUCUACUCCGUAAAAACAGAGGACCUCUCAGAAUCCCUUCCUACGAUCCUAGACAUCCAGCAGUCAUAUAACAAGUUCAAACAAUUCUUUCUUAUCGAUAAUUCAACCGAUUUUUGGUUGUCAGAUGUGAAAUGGUUCUCUUCCCUUGAAAGCUCAGGAUGGCUAGACAUUAUUAGGCAAUGUCUCCACAAAGCAGUAGAGGUGGUUGAAUGUAUUGAUAAAGACAACACAAAUGUCCUUGUAACAGAGGAAGAGGGAACAGAUCUGUGCUGUGUGAUCUCCUCGCUGGCUCAGAUAAUGCUGGACCCUUAUUACAGAACACUGAUGGGUUUCCAAAGUCUGGUGCAGAAGGAGUGGGUGGCUGGUUGCCAUGCCUUCCUGGAUCGAUGUAAUCACCUCCAUCAGAAAGACAAGGAGUGUCAUUCUCCAGUCUUCCUCCUGUUCCUGGAGUGUGUGUGGCAGCUUGUUCACCAGCACAGCCCGGCUUUCCAGUUCUCAGAGACUUACCUGACUGUGUUGUCUGACAGUAUUCACGUGCCAGUCUUCAGCACCUUUUUGUUCAACUCUGCCUAUCACAGAGAAAGUGUUAUGAAGGCCGAGUCACCACUUGCACAAAGCGGCACAUUGAGCUGCCCUACAGUGUGGGACUGGUCUGUGCAGUUUGACAGCAAGGCCCAGAAUUUCUUCUUUAAUCCACUGUAUUCAGAGAAGGUGAAACAUGAGAAGACUGUACGCAAACCUCACAAACCCAAGCUAAUUUCAAGAUCAAAGACCACAAUAGGAGAGAGAGGGUCGUCAGGACUGCACCAAAGACAGUUAUCCUUACCCAGUACAGCCUUCAAAACCCCACCCAAGAAAGGUUUCUUUAAGGAGGAGACCGACAGCCUUAAAAAGAUGCUACGAGUGAAGCGUAUCAGUCGCUGGAUGGGCUCUCCUGACUCCCCUGUGGCCGCCACCCGUGAGUUCUACGAGUCCUGGCAACAGCGCCCUCUGGAUUAUCACGGCAUCCUGCUCCCCAGUCUAGAUGGACCGGCUGUCCGCGUCUGGAUGCAGCGCUACGUGCGCUGGAUACCUGAGGUGCACAUCCAGGGCGGAGGCUCCAUGGCCCUCAUGACCAAGCUUAUGGAACUUGUAAGUCAGGUGCAGGAUCUGAAGCGUGUGCUUGAGCAGAGAGACGCAUCACAAGCUGCUAAAUUCGAUCACCGCCCACACCUUCAGCACCGGCUGCUCUCGUUCGGCUCCUCGGGACGAUUGUCAUCUUCAUUCCCCUUUGCUUACAGCCGCAACCGAUCUUUCAAGCCCAUCAUUCCUACAGGCCUAAUGCAAAGCCUUAUGGUAACAGACAACCUAGCUAGUCAGGAGGAUGAGGCCAGUUAGGUUGUGAGUUUGAUUUAACAGGGAAUCUGUUUUUCACCCAUAUGUUAAAUAUUUGUCCAUAUAUUAUUAAAUUAUAAUUAUAAUACAAUCGGGAUUAUAUUGACCUCGUCAGAUCCAGAUUCAAAUCCAGAUGAUUGUGCUUAAAAGUGCCUUUGGUGCUAAAGCGUUUCCUUUUGGAAAGGAAAAUACGCCUUUGCCUAACCAAUUGUGCCCUAUUAUACUGAAAACAUAAUGUGAGCCUUCAAACAGGAUUAAAGCUCUUUUAUUUUAGUGUUUUUGAUGUUCUUAAAGGAACGACACCUAGCAUUUACCUCUUGCUCGUCACAAAACAGGAACAGGAUAUAGUCUUGAACUUCCAGCCUUUCCAGUGCACAGUGUUACAUAAAAUCUUUACCAAGUAACAUAUAGUAUUCCAUUCCAAUGAUCUAUGGAUGAACGAAUGAUCGCAAAUAUAAGAGUUAUAAAUACAUUUGACUUCUCUGACCCCUCACAUGUUAUAACUUCUGAUACAUCCAUGCACUCAGUGGUCCGUCUCUACAUGCCGCCGCAGGGGUUAAAAGUGGGCAGUAUUCACUCUAGCUAUCUAUGGGAGUGUGAUGUGUCUAAAAAGGUUAUAGGCAAUGACAAUAGCGUGAAGCCAUCUACACGUAUAUUAUUGUUUCUAUUGCAUUUAAAAUCUAUUGAAGAUUAGACUGCUAUAUGGACCAAUAUGAUUUCUUCUCUUUUUUUCAGAUACCAUGUCAACCUUUGGGGUUUAUAAAUGUUUAAUGUGGACAUGGGGGCUUUUGUUUUGUAAGAAAACAGGAAGUAGAGAACAAUAUAUGAUAUCAGCUGUCUCAGAGAUUCAGUGCUUUAUAGUACACUGAUAUACACUGUGUGACUCUUAUCCGUCCGAUGACCGAAUGACUCAUUUUAUUGAACCUUAGAUGCUGUAAUUGGUAGUAUGGGACAUUUUUAAAGGACACAAAGCUGAAUAAUUAAUUUGUAACUGUUUUUUUCUUAUGAUGGCAAAUCCAUGAUGCAAAUAGACAUUACCACAGGAUGUGAAAGAAAGUUUUAAUCAGCACUUACGCAGCAAGAUUCAAUUGACAAAUUUAAGAGUAAGUCCUCAUAGUAGACUGAAAGCUUGUGCAAAUAUAAUGAAUAUAAGCUAUUUUCAUACUGUAUCUGCAUUUGUGCACAUUCUUUUUAUUUUAUUUUCACUGGUGCCUGCAGAACUACUGCCACAAAUCAACAGGCACUAAAUUGUGUUGUUCGAUGUCUGUUGCCCUUCCCCUCCACCCCACAAUAAUUGUAAUGUAAUGAAACUGAUGUAAGCAUUAUUUGUUAGCAAAGAUUUGGAGAAAGCAGUUUUCUUACAACCCUUUCACCCUUAUUUUGCACUACUGCUCCUUUGCAAGUCAUUCACUGUUACUUGAACAGUCAGUCAGCUGUUAAUCUGAUUCUGUUCACUUCAGUUCAGCACUGCUCUCGUCUAGGACACGUGAUGGUGUGCUGGAUAAGAAACGGAUUACUGUAUAAUUGUUUUGUAGUUUUCUGUAACCAACUUUAGAGUUCUUAUUGUCAAGAGUUUGGCUGUGGAAUAUAUGAAAAAUGUCAGAUUGCUUUAUUUUGGACUAUUUACUUAAAAAUGAUAAUUUUCACGUAAAAGUAGCAUUAAAUACUUUUAUAUAUGCACAUGGGAGUAUGUAACUUGCUCUGUUUGUCCACAAAAUAUGAUUGAAAUAAAAGAUUAGAUCAAUGAUGAUCAGUUCUUGUACUUCUAGAAAAGUAUCUUUUAAUGCAAAUGCUUCUGACAAAUGUUUUUUUAUUAUUAUUAUUAUUUGAUUUCCAUCAGUUUCUGGAAAAGGUACAGCUUUUCCUCUCUGUCUUCUAUAAAACAUACUAAUAUCAACCUAACAGGCUGAGAAGAUAUUAUACUGCCUGCCAAUAGUGCCUGCUACACAGAAAAUAUGUCUCCUCUAAAAGGACUUUGUUAUUUAUGAAGUACAGAUUUUGUUUUUUUUGGUCUUUUGAGUUUUUGUUUGUACAAAAUGUGCAUUAAAAAGAACCAAAACACA
This is a messenger RNA of Pimephales promelas (fathead minnow), 4452 nucleotides long. It is a transcript of the gene mtmr12, whose product is annotated as myotubularin related protein 12. NCBI's taxonomy places the organism in Eukaryota, Metazoa, Chordata, Actinopteri, Cypriniformes, Leuciscidae. The record is from RefSeq and is a predicted model, not a curated record. Gene Ontology annotation, cellular component: cytoplasm; membrane. Gene Ontology annotation, biological process: phosphatidylinositol dephosphorylation.